Messenger RNA from Gadus chalcogrammus (walleye pollock), 5237 nucleotides. It is a transcript of the gene vps4a, whose product is annotated as vacuolar protein sorting 4 homolog A. The transcript is spliced from 11 exons. Gene Ontology annotation, biological process: vacuole organization; endosomal transport. NCBI's taxonomy places the organism in Eukaryota, Metazoa, Chordata, Actinopteri, Gadiformes, Gadidae. The record is from RefSeq and is a predicted model, not a curated record. Gene Ontology annotation, molecular function: ATP hydrolysis activity; ATP binding. Bases 185 to 1495 code for a protein of 436 amino acids.
AGUGUUGUUGCCUUUCCCAGACGACCCGCUGCUGCUGAGCAAAGGGAGGCUUUCAUCGUUGUGUGCACUUGUUGUCAUGUCAAGAGCCGACUGCCCUUUUAGCAUCCAGACAAGUUAACAGGCGGAUUUCAGGUGUAAUCAGAGGGCAUACAUAUUCGCUUGGAUAGAAGAACUGUGAGAUGAAAUGACAACGUCAACACUACAGAAAGCAAUUGACCUCGUGACCAAAGCCACAGAAGAGGACAAGGCAAAGAAUUAUGAAGAGGCCCUGCGCCUGUACCAGCAUGCAGUGGAGUACUUCUUGCAUGCCAUUAAAUACGAGGCCCAUAGUGACAAGGCCAAGGAGAGCAUUAGAGGGAAAUGCAUGCAGUACCUGGACCGCGCAGAGAAGCUCAAAGACUACCUGAAGAACAAGGACAAGCAGGGCAAGAAACCGGUCAAGGAGGCUCAAAGCAAUGACAAGAGUGACAGUGACAGUGAGGGGGAGAACCCUGAGAAGAAGAAACUGCAGGAGCAGCUCAUGGGCGCCAUCGUCAUGGAGAAGCCAAACGUCCGGUGGAAUGACGUCGCUGGCCUGGAGUGCGCCAAGGAAGCACUGAAGGAAGCCGUCAUCCUGCCCAUCAAAUUCCCUCACCUCUUCACAGGCAAGCGGACCCCAUGGAGAGGCAUCCUGCUGUUUGGGCCCCCAGGAACGGGAAAGUCCUACCUGGCCAAGGCCGUGGCCACGGAGGCCAACAACUCCACCUUCUUCUCUGUCUCCUCCUCUGACCUCAUGUCCAAGUGGCUGGGAGAGAGCGAGAAACUGGUGAAGAAUCUGUUUGACCUGGCCCGCACGCACAAGCCCUCCAUCAUCUUCAUCGACGAGGUGGACUCACUGUGUGGCUCCAGGAACGAGAAUGAAAGUGAAGCCGCCCGGCGAAUCAAGACAGAGUUCCUGGUUCAGAUGCAAGGGGUUGGGAACAACAACGACGGGAUCCUGGUGCUCGGAGCCACCAACAUACCCUGGGUGCUGGACGCCGCCAUCCGCAGAAGGUUCGAGAAGCGCAUCUACAUCCCCCUGCCGGAGGAGCCGGCCCGGUCCCAGAUGUUCCGCCUCCACCUGGGCAACACGCCCCACAGCCUGACGGAGCCCGACCUGCGGCAGCUGGCCCACAAGACGGAGGGCUACUCCGGGGCGGACAUCAGCGUCAUCGUGAGGGACGCCCUCAUGCAGCCCGUCAGGAAGGUCCAGUCGGCCACACACUUCAAAAAGGUGCAUGGUCCGUCACGUAGCAACGCUCAGCUUAUGGUAGAUGACCUCUUGACCCCCUGUUCCCCGGGGGACCCCGAUGCCAUAGAGUUGACCUGGAUGGACGUGCCUAGUGACAAGCUGCUGGAGCCCAUAGUAUGCAUGUCGGACAUGUUGCGCUCUCUGUCCACCACGCGUCCCACCGUCAACUCUGAGGACCUGCUGAAGGUCACGAAGUUCACAGAGGACUUUGGAAUGGAGGGCUGAAUAGGAGACAAAGCCCCUUCCCGUCUCCCCAAAGGCUCCAUCUCCUCUCACUGGCUCCCUUGUACCAAGUUCCCCUCAAGUUAAGCCCAGCUACUGUACUUAUUCUCACUCCCUCCUUCUCCCUCUCCCCUGCGUCUUCUCUGAUUGGAUGUACGUGAGUCACUGCCUUUCAUGGAUUUUUACGUAAAAACAGAUGGUGCCUAAAAAAUAACAAAAAAAAGUACCUGAUGGGGUGAGAGUUGUCUUUUUGUUUUCUCGAAUCUGGUCCAUGCACUGUUUUUGAAUCUUUGGAUGAGGUUGAAGAGAAAAAUAGUCUAAAAGACAGAGUGGACAACAGCCUGUGUUUCCUGUCCGGUCUUAGACGCUACCUAGUAUCUUUUUGAAUCUACAUGUUACCUGACGCAGAACACGGAUUCCGUUUAGUUCGUCCCUUCUCAUAGUCUACCGCUUAGACUACAGUCUUUUAAAGGAUUGACUGAACAUGCUGCAUAUUAGCUUGAUAUAAGCUUUAAGGAACAAACAUCAAUUAUGUUUGUACUUUAUUGUUCCAGGCAUGUGGAUGUUUGUGUGCAUCUGCUGCCUUUUCAUUUGUUAUUGUUAAUUUAUUUGUGUGUUAAUGUUUUAACACAUUUAAGGUUGGCUUUGUUCAUUUUUUUAGUGAUAUGUCAAUCCAAUUGUGAUUGGCAUACAUCACUGUCUGUUUCCGUAAACCAUUGCUUUACUCGCACCAAGAUUUCCUUGUUGCUGCCAGCUGAAAAAAAUCGUUCGACUCAUAAUAUCUGAAGAACAGUAUGGCUCACCAAGAAAGAAAUCACAAUGUUUCAAAAUGUUUGAAAAUCUUAAAAUUAAGUUCUUGGUUGGUUUACCGGUGCUUCUUUGCAAACCUUGUUUUAAAGCACUUUUUCAGACGUAUUUAAUUUAUGCAGCUCAGUAUUUAAGUCAUUUAACUGUGUGAAUGCUGUUUAGUACGCAACAGAUAUUGACAUCUUUCCCCAGUAUUUUCUCAAUUGUGAUGCCGGAUCUAUGUACGUUUCAAUUCUGUUUUCUAGCAUUAUUGUACCCAGUAACUUACAUUAUCAUCAGGAGGUUGUGUGGUUACUUCAGUGUUGUCCUCCAACCCUCCCCUCCCAACAACUAAUCUUAACAAUGAUACUUACAAUGAUACUUCAGAAAUCAAUUGUUUAGAGAUGUUUGACUGAGCAAUAUUGCUGCUAUCUAUGCGUAUUUGAAGGUACAUCAUAUGUUUCAAUUGCAAAGUCAGUUUAUAAUAAACUAACGUACUACUAGUCAUAAAAUGUUAUUAUAAUUACUUGAAUAAUCGGAAGGAAAUAAAAUGUCUACAUUUCAACUUUUAAAUGAAUGUUUCUUUGUUCCAGCAAGAUUGACGGCAUCUACAGCAAAGCGAAAAGUCGAUAACAUAUAUAAAAAAAGGAUCAAGAUAUACAGAUGCAUGCAUCACAGGUUUGAUUUUUCUAUACUACACGGUCACCGUAUACUUCAGAUAAAAUAUAUCCGAUUCAUUUAUUAUCAAAGGACAAAAAAAAAUCAUGUUUGGUUGUCCACAAUGGUUUGUGUUCAUAAACAGUCAUAGUAGAAUCAUAGUAGAAUCCAACAAGUUGCGUGGGCUUGAUCUAUUUUUCACUCAUUUCGGAGCAGCACUUUGAGUCCACUUAUACGUACUACUUCAGGCUCCUCUCCAAGAUGGUGCUGAAACCUUAAGAAACGACCUUAAAUAUCCUCUAUACACUGAGGUCAUCUGCAAAGGCCCAUCUGCAAAUGCCAAUCCUACAAAAGGCAGAACAUUUCAUAAAAAAUGUCUUAUUGGAUACUUACAUAUUUUUUUACAUGCAUGUGAUCAACAUGUACAAGGGUAGCCAGCAAAAGCAAAGGGUUUCUUGUAUUCAGUGGAGAGGGAGAGAAGUUUGGAGGUGAACAAAGGAGCCUUCUGAUCUUUGACAGAUCAUUGUUAUUGUGGAAUAGGAUGCUGUCGUCGUGGCGAGGGGGGGGGGCUUGUCCUCAACUUUCGUCCCAUCACACCUUGCUUCGUUUGGGACGGCUCUCUACGCGAGGUGCCGCACGCUUGUUGCGGUGGUGUGGGAAGGUUGGCAUCAGUUCGGGUUCACAUGCUGGAGUUCAGUGAGAUCGAUUAAUGCACAAAAACAUUACACACGCGCAAUUUUAUAUAUAUAUAUGGCCGAUAUACUCACGUAGAGGUUUCUCCUUAAAAUAAGAACUAUCCAAGCAAUCUUUGGCAGUUGCUCUGAAAUUGAAAUGUUUGAAAAUUGUCUUUGACUUUAAGUGGUUAACCUUUUAAUAAUCAGGGGUGCAUUACUGUGUGUGUGCACAUGUAUGGGCGCAUGCAUAUAUUUAUGUAGCACAUUUACACAGUGUGUAGAUCAUAGAAGUUUAUGUAUGCAGCAUGUGUGUAUCAUAUGGGAGUGCAGGCCGUACCUGCGCUGGGGAUUGUACAUGAAGAGAAGGUUGAGCAGUCUGUGGCCGGCUUCCGACAGCCAGGUGAAUUUGUUUUUCAGGUUGUUGUAGGGCUGCUUCCUCAGACUAUACUGACCAACCAGAGGAAGCCGGGAGAAACCCUGGCACAGACACAGACAUCCGGGUUAACUUUAAGCGGCCAAAAUAACAAGAAAAAACAUGUUUUGUUCCAUGCCAUGUACAUGGUGAGUGGGACGUUCUUACAGGCCAGAUGUUAUCAUUGGGCGUUCCCAGUAGCUGGACGAUGAGGUCCACCUGCUGGAUCUCUGAGCCUCCAGGCAGCAGGGGCUUGUGGGCCAGCAGCUCAGCCACGAUACAGCCCACUGCCCUGCAGAGAAACAGCGACAUGAGGCGACGCUCACUUCACCUGUGUCGUUGCAUCAGACUUCAUCAAUGUACCUUCCUGCAGCAUGCUUUUUCCUAAUUGCUUGAACAAAUACUUAAUUCAGUUUAAGAAGCAUGAGGUCAAAAGGGGAAAGGGUCAUCAGGAAUGGACUGGACCCGCUCUAUUUUAUAUUAGUGGUUCCAUUCACAAUGUAUUGCGUGUCGUGGUAUAAUUGCAUAUUUUGGCAAGUACAUUCCCAUACAGUUCAACAGCUUCAUUGUCCUUUCCAGGCAAAUUGUCAUCAUGUUACAUUUGAAACCCACCACAUAUCUAGUGCAGUUGUCUGUGUUUUUGUCCCGAGAAGGAGCUCUGGGGCUCUAUACCUUCAGAGACAGAGACAGAGGUGGUCAAGUGUUGGGCAGAAUAAAAGUAUACAAUUUAACAACCCGUCAAGCAAAUCCGAUAUAUUAAAUAAAACCGAUGACAUGAGCUAGACCCUUCAAAUGAGGAAAUGUCCUUAGGUAGACACAGACACAGCCUGCCAGUCAUGCAAGCAGGUGGGUGAGGUAGAGGUCUGAGAGGCGGUAAAACAGAGUGGAUCUAAGGAGAAGGGAUUAGCAAGGAGGGAUUACAGGGAUGAGUUUCCAUUGUGCCAGCACAAGGACAUAGUGAACACACACACACACACACACACACACACACACACACACACACACACACACACACACACACACACACACACACACACACACACACACACACACACACACGCUCACACUACUCACCAUAGUGUCACCACUCUGGGGGUCAUCGGCUGUACAGGGAUACCGUACACACGGGCCAAACCAAAAUCAGCUGCAGAAAGGUCUUUUUUAAUUCUUAUUUGGAGCAAUAUUUUUUAAAACACAGCAGACUCAUCCCAUCAAU